AUGUUGCUAGAGUCGCUGGAGUUCUAUGGCAAGGGUUCACGGGCUAUGCUAAGCAUAGCUUUAGCCCGUGUGUACCAGCAGAUACAAGCCAUCGGGCAUCGAUGGUCAUACCAAGAUACCCCAUCACCGAAGAAUGUGGUAGUACUCGGUGGCUCCUAUGCCGGCAUCCACCUUGCCCAGCGACUGACAGAGACGUUGCCGACAGGCUACCGGGCAGUCUUGAUCGAGAGGAACUCGCACUUCAACCAUCUUUAUGUGUUCCCGCGGUUUGGCGUGGUGCCGGGAAUGGAGCGGUCUGCUUUCAUUCCGUAUACCGGGAUUGCUAGAUAUGCACCAGCUGGCAUCUUCCAACACGUCCAAGACUCCGCAACGAGCGUUACUCCAAACAAGGUCGAACUCGCGUCUGGCAAGAGCAUUGAAUAUGAGUAUCUUGCUAUUGCAACGGGCUCAUGGCAGCCUCCACCCGCAAAGAUGAGAUCUAACGACAAAGAGGGCGCAUGUGCGGAGAUGUGUCUGUCUCAGAAACAAGUUCAGAAUGCCAAAAAAAUCGCAGUGAUAGGAGGAGGUCCUGUGGGAGUCCAAGUCGCAACCGAUAUCAAGAGCUUCUUUCCAGCCAAGGAUGUGACUCUGAUCCAUUCGCGGCACCAACUCUUGCCAAACUUUGGUCCGCGGUUGCAUGGGCAUAUCCUGCAGAUUCUUAGCCGGUUAAAUGUCAAGACGAUAUUGGGCGAACGACCGCAGAGCGCAAGUAACCAGGAGUCGUCACUACAGUUUAAGAAUGGCCAUAAAGAGAUAUAUGAUUUGGUGAUCCGAUGCACGGGACAACGCCCAAACUCGAGCAUCCUCUCCAGACAUUUCCCCUCCGCAAUAAGCAAGGAAACCGGCCAGAUCCUGGUGCACCCAACUCUCCAGGUCAACGUCAACGGCAGUACUGGAAUGGAAAACAAACACAUCUUUGCGCUGGGAGACGUCGCCAAAACCGAUGGCCCCAGGAUGGGCCGGGCUUGUCAAUCUCAGGCAGAAAUAGUCACGUCCAACAUCCUGGCACUGAUCAACAACAAGCAGGGCCAGCUUGUUACAUAUCGGCCAUCCAUCGUUGAUAGAGUUAUCAAGUUAACGCUGGGCAAGGACGACUACGCCUGGUACGUGACAGACGACAGUGGCCGCGAGCUCAUGGUGAAGGGCAGAGGUGGUGGUGUCGACCUCAGCGUCGGUCAAGCCUGGAGCAAGCUCGGGGUCAGCCAGAAGGAAAGCACCGCGUAA
Molecule: messenger RNA, 1263 nt
Organism: Nannizzia gypsea CBS 118893
Lineage: Eukaryota; Fungi; Ascomycota; Eurotiomycetes; Onygenales; Arthrodermataceae
Product: oxidoreductase
Exons: 3
Coding region: 1-1263 (420 amino acids)
Cellular component (GO): cytoplasm
Molecular function (GO): flavin adenine dinucleotide binding; electron-transferring-flavoprotein dehydrogenase activity
Source: RefSeq, a predicted model, not a curated record